This is a messenger RNA of Mercurialis annua (annual mercury), 894 nucleotides long. Its product is annotated as BURP domain protein RD22-like. The record is from RefSeq and is a predicted model, not a curated record. The transcript has 3 exons. NCBI's taxonomy places the organism in Eukaryota, Viridiplantae, Streptophyta, Magnoliopsida, Malpighiales, Euphorbiaceae. Bases 13 to 894 code for a protein of 293 amino acids.
GCACAUAAAAAGAUGGUUUUUAGAGUUGCAUAUUGCAUUCUUUUCUUUUAUGUUCUAAUCUUGACGAGUGGUCAUGCAAGAGCAAUUAGGGUUGUGACAAACCAAGAGCAUUUCCACAAAAAUAUGAAGCAAAUUAUAAAUGAAAAAUCACUUGAUCUAUAUUACAAGAUCUUAAAUGAGCUAUUUAAAAGGCCAGCUUCACCUAUACCUCCACCUCCUCCGGGUCCUCCAGGAUUACCAGGUGAAGGUGUGCAAUUUGACGAUUUUGUGCUUGAUUUUAUAGAAGCUUCAUAUAUUGGAUUGUUCACUCCUCGUAAUGUGUAUUCCGGAAAAGUUUUACCCAUCUAUUUUCCAAUAAAAGACAAUUCAUCUAUUCUUCCUUUCACUAUUCCUCAAGAAAUGGUUCAUCCUUCCAUUACUCAUCCUUUGUCUGAACUCGCAAUGAUCUUCAAGCCCUUUUCGAUCUCUUGUCGGGAUUUCAAGAGCCUAUCCAAUAACGCUGAUACAUGCGAAAUACAACCCGAGGAUGUUGAUACCAAGAUUUGUGUAAGAGAUACGGAGUCGAUUGUUCAAUUUAUUGAUCGCUUCUUUAAAUCAGACGAAAUAGAAGGUAGUUUCAAGGUUUUAGAAACUAAACAACCAAAAACUUACUCGACUGCGUCUUUGCAAGAGUAUGUUGUUAUAGGAGAUCCGGAAGAGAUUGAAGGCGAAAAAAAAGUAGUUUGCCAUCCGAUGAGUGAUGCUUUUUAUUGCCAUUUCGCUUCUAUGACCAAGGUUCUUAAGGUCUCGUUAGCAACUGAAAAUGGAGAUAAAUUUGAAGCUAUGGCUGUUUGCCGCAUGAACCAUAAUUCCGAUAGUAUUUUGGAUCAAACGAUAGCGUACACACCAUUUUAA